This is a messenger RNA of Pseudopipra pipra, 2441 nucleotides long. It is a transcript of the gene COPRS, whose product is annotated as coordinator of PRMT5 and differentiation stimulator. NCBI's taxonomy places the organism in Eukaryota, Metazoa, Chordata, Aves, Passeriformes, Pipridae. The record is from RefSeq and is a predicted model, not a curated record. The transcript is spliced from 4 exons. Bases 131 to 829 code for a protein of 232 amino acids. Gene Ontology annotation, molecular function: histone binding. Gene Ontology annotation, cellular component: nucleus.
ACACCUGCCACAGCUGUUCAGCCCAGGUGCUUCCCAUCUCUUCAUGCUUUAUCUGAGCAUGCUGCCAGCGCCAGCGGGAAUCAGUUUGUUGCAGAGCUUUGGGAGGUGUUGAGACUUCAUUUCCAACUUCAUGAGCAUAAAGGUGAUGGCCGGUGCUGUUGACGCCACAAACUGUGAGGAGGAACAGCUUCCUAAUAAGAGAGAAACUAUGAUCUGGAAGCCCAGAAAAGAAUGUUUGCUGGACAACAUUUCAAACAUGCCUGAUAGCAAGUCUGAGGAAAGUGAAGCCUCUGAUGCCUCUCACAGUGAAGGGGAUGACAGUGUCUCUCCUGAUGACUGGUACAAGGUGCAUUUUUACCUGGAUGAGGAGGAGGAUGAAGUCUCCAGUAUACCUGACUCUCCACAGCUGCAAAGUGCUUCUGAGCACGAGGUGGAGGACUGGGAUAAAGAACUGGAGGAGUCUGCAUAUGGUCCUUAUGGAAAAGAGACCCUUAAUGUGCAAACCAGUGGUGUCAGCACGGGGCUGGAACGGGGCAUUCCUUGGUGCCACUCGGGGCUCCUUCCUGCAGCAGCAAAUCCCACCAGACAUUCGGACCAUGGGGAUGCUCCAGGACAAGCCAGAGGCCUGAAAACAAGGCAGCAUUUCCGUGAAGCAUUAAUCCCCCUGUGCAGGGCCAGGGGUGGGAACAGGGCGAGGGUGCACUCUGUCCCAGCACACACAUGGUUCCUAUCUAAGCUGUGUUUCAGCUGGAUCUUUCCCACUAACGAAUCCUCCUUUAACACCUUGGACUCAUUUACUGCGGGGUGUUUAGCAGCACAAAUCAAUUAAGUGCUGCAGAAACCCAUUGAGACAGCCAGAGUUUCCUAUCUCUGGUUCAGCCGGGGUGGGAGGCACGCAGAGGUUAAGCCUGUGCUUUUUGCCACACAGGGAGAGAGGGUGGAGUGUGGAGCAGCCCCCAGCUCACCUUCUGUGGGGGGUUCAGCCCUCCCCAGAACCCUCAGAGCCCGCUCACAGCUGCUCCUGGAGCUCUGGGGAGCAUCCCCUCUGGCAUCAAAUAAUCAGGGAGCUGGAUAGUGCCAGCCCUGCUGCCGUACCCCACUGAGACUGGCUGGGAGGGAUUGCUAAAGGGGUUGAGCUGGUCCUGAGCUGCCCAGCUGUGUCCUGUAAUGGGGACAGGAUAGAGUCAAGGUCUCGACCCCUCACCUCCAUGUGUCCCACAGGAUUCUCUAUCAGGAGAAAGCCACUACUCAGUAGUUUAGCUGCCACUGCCCAGAGGGACGUGCAGGGGUUUAAGAAGCAGCAGAGUCACAAAAUGUGAACAAGAAUAGAGAAAAAAUGAGUGGCUUUAAAAUAAUCAUUUGGUUGGUCUUGUUCCAACUGCAGCACCAGCCCAGCAUGCCAGGGAGAGCUCAAGGAACCUCCUUCCAUGGGAACACGGCUGCAGGGAUGCAGCACUGCUCCCUGGCCCAGGUUGGGUUAGAGCUACUGACACACAGCACACGCUUUGGACGUAGGAGAUAAUCAUUCAAGCCACCAGACAUAACUGAUCCACAGCAAGGAUGAUAAAAGCCAACCAACCAGUUCCUGCUUGUACCUUUAAACCCAGCUCGGCCCAGCGGCACGUCAGGGGUGUCUCUCAGGAGGGCCAGACUCUGGAGGACGUGUCCUCAGCUCACAGAGAGACCAUUAAUCAAGAGUGUGCCUUCAUCCCUGGCUAUUUUAAUCACUGGUGAAAUACACAGGCAGUUCCCACUCCUAAAAAUGGUAUUUGACUCCAAUGCACAUGAUUUCCUUUGGCUUCCUUUCCCCAAUUAAGCGUGAGCUGUAAGUACUUUGAAGUCCACACGCUGGGAUCCACAGAUUUGCUUCUCAUCCGUCAUGGAGCAAAAGCCUCGGUACUGCACACAGCACGAGAUCCGUGGCACCAGGCAUAAAUACCAGAAUAUUCUGUAACUGGAUGUGGGGAUGUGGAACCUCUGUUGUGCCAACACUGGUGGGCCAGACCUGUGCUGUGCAAUGGCACUGGGCCCCACUGGGUCACUGGUCCUUUUCUGUUCCACUUCAUUAUAUGAUGACUGAAAAUGCCUCUUGGAUAUGCUGGCACUAAUUAGGAUGUCAGUCUGCUGUGGGAGAAGUGAAUGAAUCAGCAGAAGUGGAAGUAGGAGUAUAUUUGCAGGUAGGCUGUAGGAACCACUAAGUCUUUAAUUUUUCCUUUAAGAAUGCUGGGCAAAAGUCACAGGAAGUUUAAGGAGAAAACAAAUUGCUCCUCCACAGAUUCAGGAGCACAGUGAAUCCUUGUACCACUCAGCUUCUCUCAUGAGGCAGGUGAGCAGCCUGAGGGGCCUGGGGGUGUUCAGAGGAAACUUCAUCACCUUCCCUUAAUUGCAGACUAAUAAAUAAAGGCAUCAUGCCCAGCUCCAUGGGCCUGCUGGUACCCUGA